UUGCCACCGGCUCACCGAAUCACAAGCUUGACUGCCUCUUUCUCUACGGUUUUGCUGAACUUGUCAAGCCUGGGUGGUCCGUCACAAUCACUUAAAGAACGAGCCAUUGAAGCCUAGCCUGAUCCACUCUCUUGCGUUUUCUAUUCCAAGCAUCUUGUUCCACGAAUUCAAGAAAGGGCGAGCAGCCAAAGGCCACCCAGAUCCAUCCAUGGCGACACCGACCGUCGUCUUGCUGCCCGUGUGGGGCACCGGCCAUCUCAUGUCCAUGCUGGAAGCCGGAAAGCGGCUGCUCCGCCGCAGGGGCCGCGCGCUCUCGCUCACCGUGCUGGUCAUGCGGCCGCCGACAGAGCAGCUCGCAUCGGAGGUUGCCGGACACAUAAGCCGGGAGGAGGCCUCCGGCCUCGACAUAUGCUUCAUCCAGCUCCCCGCCGUCGCGCCCCCGGUGGACCACGUGGGCAUCGAGGAGUUCGUCUCCCGUUUCGUGCUGCUGCACGCGCCCCACGUCAGGGCGGCCAUCUCCGGCCUGGCGUGCCCGGUAGCCGCGCUCGUCAUCGACUUCUUCUGCACCACGCUGCUCGACGUGUCCCGCGAGCUCGCCGUGCCGGCGUAUGUAUACUUCACCUCCAACGCCGCGAUGCUCGCGCUCUUCCUGCACUUGCCGGUGCUCCACGAGGAGGUGACGGUCGAGUUCGAGGAGAUGGAGGGCAUGGUGGACGUGCCCGGUCUGCCGCCGGUGCCGCCGUCGUCCCUUCCGUUGCCGCUGAUGGACAAGAAGAACCCGAAUUACACGUGGUUCGUGUACCACGGCAGGCGUUUCAUGGAGACCGACGGCAUCAUCGUUAACACGGCUGCCGAGCUCGAGCAGAGGGUCAUUGCUGCCAUCGCCGACGGCCGGUGCACACACGGAGUCCGUGCCCCGACGAUCUAUCCAAUAGGGCCGGUAAUCUCGUUCAACCCGCCCACUAAUCAGCCGCACGAGUGCGUGCGGUGGCUUGGGACACAGCCUCCGGCCUCCGUGGUGCUCCUCUGCUUCGGGAGCGGUGGGUUCUUCACUGCGCCGCAGGCGCACGAGAUAGCCCGCGGCCUGGAGCAUAGCGGGCACCGCUUCCUCUGGGUGCUGCGCGGCCCGCCAGUACCGGGCGGGCGGAAACCCACGGACGCUAACCUCGAGGAGCUGCUCCCCGAUGGCUUCCUUGAGAGGACCAAGGACAAAGGCCUCGUGUGGCCGACGAUUGCGCCGCAGAAGGAGAUACUCGCCCACAGCGCCGUGGGGGGUUUCGUGACGCACGGCGGGUGGAACUCGGUCCUCGAGAGCCUGUGGUUCGGCGUGCCGAUGGCGCCGUGGCCGCUCUACGCCGAGCAGCACCUGAACGCGUUCGUGCUGGUGGCCGGCAUGGGCGUAGCCGUGGCGAUGAAGGUGGACAGGAAGCGGAAAAACUUCGUGGAGGCGGCGGAGCUGGAGCGAGUGGUGAAGACACUGAUGGGCGGUGGGGAGGAGGGAUGGAAGGCGAGGGAGAAGGCCAUGGAGAUGAAGGCCGCGUGCCGGAUGGCUGUGGAGGAGGGUGGUUCAUCUUACUGUGCGCUGCAGAGGCUCUCCGAGGAGCUGUACAAAGGCGCGGCGGUGGAGGUGAAGAAGUGAGGCCGAGAAGCAGUUCCACCUCUGUUACGUGUUCUUCAUAGUGUCAUCGUGCUUUGGCAAUGCACCUUGGGUGCUCUGUUUCCUGUUCUACAUGUCUGUGGCAAGUGUAUAAUCUCCGUGGCAAGUUGGACAACGCAUGCCAGUACCAAAUAAUGCCUAUAAAAGUUAUCAAGGCUUUUAAA
This is a messenger RNA of Phragmites australis (common reed), 1821 nucleotides long. RefSeq names its product anthocyanidin 3-O-glucosyltransferase 2-like. The coding region runs from base 209 to 1639 and encodes 476 amino acids. The transcript has a single exon. NCBI's taxonomy places the organism in Eukaryota, Viridiplantae, Streptophyta, Magnoliopsida, Poales, Poaceae. Gene Ontology annotation, molecular function: UDP-glycosyltransferase activity. The record is from RefSeq and is a predicted model, not a curated record.